AAUAGCCACUGUGAUGAUUAGCUUCAUGAUAUUUAUGUGUGAAUUCUCGUGCAAUAAACGCUUGCCAAGGUGUUGUGCCGGACGCACGAAGAACAUGAACUUUCUGACUUUGAUUAGUGAGCAAACAACGAGCUUAUUGGGCGCUCAAGACGACGAAGACGAGCGAAUACGAAGACAACAACGAAAGUGUAGAAGUGAUCUAUGCAAAGACGUGAGAGGAAAAUUAGAAGAGACGGAAAAAAGAAUCCAAGAACUGGAAGAACGAUUGAAUGACAAAGGAAACGGUGCCAUCAUCAACCGUCGCCAUGGAUCCCUAGCUAGCAGCAUCUUUAAAUAUUCUGAUAUUGACGACCUGGACUCUGUUUCAUACGAUACAAGUGCCGCUGUACAGUUUCACGAGUCUUCCGUAUAGCUGUCAGGAAACAGUGAUGGUUUGAGUACCCGGUGUUGUACGGGGGAAGACAGUUUGCUGUUUAACAGCACUCGCUACUGGUGGUUGCUUUGUGUCUGACCAACACGUGGCAGACUGGGAAGAGCCUGUUUUUGCGUGUUACCAAGAAGAAGGUAUUGGUGUUUGGCAGCGUUGCAGUUUUAGCUCAACCUCAAUUUGCGGAGGCCCGGAGCGCCAUUGUUAUAUAUGCUGUUGUGUUCAACAAAUUGCCAACAUCACGAAAUCUAGAUUUGUAAGCGAUCCAUUUCAGAAAAAGCUAUUUUACCGCGAUGUAGGACGACCAUGUUCCGCACAAUCG
Molecule: messenger RNA, 749 nt
Organism: Saccoglossus kowalevskii
Lineage: Eukaryota; Metazoa; Hemichordata; Enteropneusta; Harrimaniidae
Product: glutamate receptor ionotropic, NMDA 2B-like
Biological process (GO): monoatomic ion transport
Cellular component (GO): membrane
Molecular function (GO): ligand-gated monoatomic ion channel activity; signaling receptor activity
Source: RefSeq, a predicted model, not a curated record